AUGCUGCAAGCGUCUAACACCCGCCACCAGAGAAGCCAGUCGCCCGCCCCAAAAAGCCCUCUCUCCCAACCACCGCUUACAUCCGCGAACGUGGCGAAGAAAAAGAAGGUUUCAAAGAAGUCGGAUGAUGCUGUUAGAGACGACCAUGAUAGCACGGCUAAAGGUGAAGCGAAAGCGCUUUUUGAUGAAUCAUAUGAACCUUCACCAAUGACCCAAUCACCUGCUCCUUCUAUGCCGACUAUGCCUCCCACAGUCGGCCCCCCAAGCACUGUUGACUCACCGGCCUUUGGGCCUCUGGACUCCUACUCGCCUUCUCCUGGCGAGCAAGACCUGACCUCAAGGACAGAUUCGUGGGCACGAGGCAUACCAUUCGGGAAAAGCCCGCCAAAUGAUCCUACGGAUGGAGUCGGCUUUGCAGAAUCCCCUCCAGCCUUCACCUUACCAUCUCGUGGAGAGGUUUAUCGCGAAGCUUCUCCAUCUACAUCACCACCGCAGGCUCGACUUCGGCCACCAGGUUUUGCAGAUGCAACCCCAGCGUCCACACCGCCAAACAGCUUGCCUAGAGACAGGCAGCAACGUUAUUCUAUCAGCAGCUAUCGUAGCAACAGGAUAAGUUUCCCGCCACCACCUCACCAUCCACAGCCGCAUUUCUAUUCUGCGCCUGACGUUGAUAUACCUGGGGUACCGCAACCAGGUAGUAAGCACCAUCAGCAGCCUGGGCAUUCGUUCUGUGCCGUUGAGCCUCUUCCCGGAACCUCGUACAAGUCCGCCAAGACUGGAAGCAAUGUGAUCCUCGUAGGCCGAGACGGAGAGCUAGACGUUCUAGGAAUCGAAAAUUCACGAACGAAAGUAAUAGGCUCUAUCCAGGGGCUGAAUGGAAGGGUCAUCGAUGCCAAACUCUUAACAUGGACCUCCGGCGUCGAUCCUUUCGCGUCAAUCCGGCCUUUAGUUGCGGUCACCAUUCAUGGUAUAGUUCCAAAGGAAGAGAAUGGCACCUUGCAAGCUUCCCCACCCGAUUCAGAACAGCUGGAUUUGCUUACUGGCUCGUCUCCAAAGCAAGCAACAAAUGCAAGACCAGAUAUUCCCCUAGUGCAGACGAGAGUACAAGUCUACUCUCUGAAAUCUAGGGAUCUUGUUUCAACCUUGUUUGCUACUAAGCCAGUCCCAUGUAUCGAUACCUUUUCUGGCGUUGCCCCAUAUCUACCUCCACCUACAGCCAAUCUCAGAAUUCUUGCUAGCGGUAAUUUGGUUAUUGUGGCCUCUGGCAAAAGCGGCGAAGUUAUGGUCUUUGGCGUGGCUCGUCCUCCUUCUCCGAUUGUUUACCAGUGUAUUGGAAAAAUGUGGACAAACAUUCAACCAAAGGAAACUCGGAGAUACUCUAAUUCUUCUGCCUCAACUGAUACAGACGACCCACAGGCAGAGGCUUCCCGCGCAGCCAAAGUUACGGAUGUGCCCGUUCUUUCUGUUAGUGGACGUUGGCUUGCCGUAAUCAGCCCAUCACCAAACCGAGUAUCACUCCAAGGUGCAGUUCCGGCCCACAUCACACCUAGAAAGAUCUAUGGAGUUGAUGCCCAUACGCCUCCAUCCCGACCUUCUGUUACGUGUGGGGUAGACUCCGGCGAAGGUGAAAGCUUCCUAAACAAAGUCGCGAGAGGCGUAACCCAAGAAGUGUUUAAAGGAGCGCGGUGGAUUGGAGAUCAAGGCAUUCAAACUUGGAACAAUUAUUGGAACAAGGAUUCACAGACCGGUAAUUCUACUCCGUUACGCCGACCACAGUCCAUAGAUCAGCAUAGCUUUGCCGCGGAUAUGUUACCUCCUACGCACGCCCAGGAGACUCAAACUCCUCCAUCGAACGAGCCAGAUCUUGUCUCUAUUUUUGACCUAAAGCCGCUAGAAGAUUUUCAGGAUGGGAAGUCUUCAAACCCGCAUCCAAUAGCUACUUUCCAGCCUCCUCAUGGAUGCAGCUUCCUUUCAUUAUCACCAAACGGACUCAUGCUACUCACUGCAAGCAAGAAAGGCGAUAUACAAUGCAUUUGGGACUUGAUGCAGAUUCGUCAUUGCCGAUCUCGUGCUUUCCUUGCCGAAGACCCAUCUUCUACCGCGAAGUCUAACCCUCCUGCUACUCACGUUAGACAGGUUGCUCGAUAUGCAAGACUGACUACAUCAACCAUACGCGAUGUCGUAUGGACAGCACCCAACGGCGAGCAUGUUGCCAUCAUCACCAAGAAGGGAACAACUCACGUCUAUGAAGUUCCGCCUGCUGCUUUCAGAUGGCCGCCACUACGACGGUCAACCGCUGUCGCAUCAGCGACCAACGCCGAAUCAUACAUACGUGAUGAAGCAGCCGAAGAUGCCCCCCGCAACGCCUUCUCAAGUGCCAUGAAGCUGGUAGGUGAAACCACGCAGCCGUUCCUAGCAGCUAUGCGUGGCCGGGCUCCUAGCGUUGGCGCAGCAUUUGCUGUAACCAAAGGAUUCGCUAUUCCAUCCGCAGGAGGCAAAGUUGUAGCCGCAGGUUUAAGCAAAUCAGUUGGUGCUGCCACAGAGACCAUGAACAACCUCCGAUAUGUGGGUGAAAACCGGCUUCAUCCCGCUAAUUUUGCGAAAGAUAGCAUAGGCUCGAAGGCUGUUUGGAUUGGCGAUGAGCAUGGUGACGAACUCUCCGUUGGUAUUAUGGAUGGGGGAUCGUUCAAGGUAUAUCAAGUCGGCAAGAGCUCUGCUCCGCCAAAGCACAGAAAGCGAACUCAACCAUUCUUUGGGGGCAAGAUUCUCGAAGCACGCCUUCCAGCCGAAAUCCAAAAUGCCUAUACUCAUGAACAAGCCAUUAUUCGAGGCUCCGACGCCAUCACUGGCUCCUGGUCUGGUCCUACGCACCAUCGUCCUGGAGGCAGUUCAAAAAUAAAGUCACCACCAUUAGCCCAAGCUGAGAUCGAGACACAUGCUCCGUACCAACCAUUCCAUACCGACCGCCGUGUGACCUUGAAGGUCUACUCAUCAGAAUCUAGCGGAUCCCCCAAGUCCCAGAAAUGGAUUUUUGGAAAUGCCAUUCCCACACAUACAGUCCAUGUACGCAGUGCCUCUCAGAAUGAUAAUGAGGAUGAAACCGAUCCUGAAGGCAUGGGCAAGUCUCGUGAGAUGGAGAACCUUAUCAGCCUGGGAGGCGAACAUGUGAUUAUAACCACACGUCGUAAACGUGGACGAGGUCAAAGUGGAGACGACGUUGUUGAGGAUGGGUUCUUUGAAGAUGAUUGUGAUGUCCUUGACUUCGCGAGGGACCGUGUUUAA
Molecule: messenger RNA, 3282 nt
Organism: Nannizzia gypsea CBS 118893
Lineage: Eukaryota; Fungi; Ascomycota; Eurotiomycetes; Onygenales; Arthrodermataceae
Exons: 2
Coding region: 1-3282 (1093 amino acids)
Biological process (GO): autophagy; response to starvation
Cellular component (GO): cytoplasm
Molecular function (GO): protein binding
Source: RefSeq, a predicted model, not a curated record